ACGCACCACAGCGGCUUACAUACGUACAUACACCCAUACAUACAUAACCAGAUACACACACGAACGCGUAUUAGGCUCGUACAUAUAUGUGGUUUUAUGUGCAUGAGCUUGUCAAUCACGAUUUCAACACGUUUUGGAACACUUCACAAACACAAACACACACGUUGCAUAUAUUAUAUGUGUUUAGGAGUGCAUUGCAGUGGUGAAACUUCCAAGUGAACUUAAUAAAUUUUGCAUUUUGUAUGCAAUCGAUUGUGUUGGAAUAGCGCAAAAACUUCAUGCAACGUAUACGAAAUCGUGAAAUUUUUUCAUAAAAAUAGCACAGAAAAUUUUCAAAAAUAACACAGAGCAGCACCUCCCUGGGCCUGGUUGGUUUGGUUGGCUGUUUGUGUCGAACGCUUGGCUGCUGGCUAACUUGCACAUCUUGUUCAUAUUUUGGGAAUUAGUGUGGCAAAUAAACAGACACACAACAAUAUAUAUAUAUAUAUAUAUAUUUAUAUAUGUAUAUAUAAACGCAUAUACGCAUACAUAAACAAACAAACAUCGAAGCCCACACCACCACAUUGGAACGAACUGUCAACGAAAUUUUUUUGUGUUUUCAUUAUAGAGUGUAUUUACUUUCGUAUGUGUGUGUGAGUGUGUUUCUUGAUUAAAACGUGACAAUUACAACCAUAAAUUGCAUUUUUCGGCAAGGAAGUAACAAAAGAAAAAAUUAAGACUGCAGAAAGAAAGCAGACCAAAUACCGGAUUCGUUUUGACUUGACAAAAUAUGGCGACGCAUACAAAUAUUAACACUUUUUCAACCAAAUUAAAUCGUAAUGUCUUGACUAUGCCAAAAUGGGUGACGGAGACACAUGAUCGCGUUGGACCGAAACCGCCACCACCACCAUCCCCAUCGACGCCGGAUAGCGCUGCGAAGGCGCCAAUUCUACCACCAAAAACGAAGAAUCUACCCGAACCCGAUUAUGAAGUCAUCGAAUUUUCGGGUCAGCAAUAUUCGAAUGAAGUUCUAAAAUCGGGCAGUCGAUCUAAAACGCCGAGCACACCAGAUGCUAAGCUCAAAUGCACACUUUGUGGCUCGCACAAUCCCUGGGUAACGUGUGAGGAAUGCGCGCAGCAGAUCUUUUGCGCCUCGUGCGAUGACAUGUUUCACAAGCAUCCCAAGCGACGUACGCAUGUUCGGAAGGCUAUUGAACAGACACGACCACCAUUACCGCCGAAAAUUCUACCCGGCCAAAAUGGACCCACACCACCGGUAGCACCACCACGGCGCAAGGGACGCGGAUUCACACCACUACUGUCGCGAAAGGAACAGGUCAAUAUGAAUACGCUGCCAAUACCACCAUCGCCGACGCCCUCAAUGAAGAGCACAAGCUGGCAAGAUCGCGUCAGUUCGCUUAAGAGUGGACUCAAUCUGAUGAAUCGCCCUUUACCCGACACACCGAAGACACCCACAAGUGAGGCCACAUCAUCGCGUUCGGUGACACCCAAAUCGGUUUUCGACAGCAUACAACGUCCACCUUCGGUCACAUUGGAGAAGAUUAAGAGUAAGGCUAGCGCUACAUUGGAUCGUAUGGCGCUAUUACAACAACGUUAUCGCCAGCACAAAGAAGACAGUCAGAAGGGCAAUACAGAUCGCAGCGGUUCCGUAACAGAUCAGAACCUCUCAUUCGAUCAAUGGUCAAACAUCUCACCGUCGCCAUCACAUUUUCGCUCAGGCAGCAUGUCGUCCGGGAUCAAUUCAUCUCAUUUUGACCUCACGGAUGAUUCACAUUUUCACAAUAUGUUUAACCAACGGCAGAUGCAUGCGUCCGGUAUACAACAGCAACGCUCUAAUGGCCAAUUUGGUACACGUGGCAUGAGCACAUCCGUUUUCAAUUUGAAUCACAUAAAUCGUCGUGCGCCGGAGCCGCAGACUAAUUGGAUGAAUAAUCCCAUGCAGCAGGCGCAAUCCAUGGCACACCUUAACUGCGCCAACUGCAGCAAUCCACAAACGAAUGCCUGGCAGGCGCACCAACAGCGUAUGCCCGCACAUGCACAUGGUGGCGAGUGGGGUAAUCAAUUUUCCUCUCAACAACAAAUGAAUCGUUCGAAUUUAUCGCUCAACGUUGGCGCUGGUUACAUGCUACCACAUCACCAAGGUACUGGUGGUAUGAUGGCACCACCACCGGUAUUCAUGAACCAAACCGGCAUGAUGGCUGGCAUGUAUCCAUAUCCAUACCAUGCAGGUAUGCCUGUCAUGAAUCCAGGUCUCGUCGGUAUGCCACCGCCAACACGCUCACGUGCCACCUCACGCGCUGGCUCUCGCGCCGAAUCACCAGCGAUGAGCCGCAAGUCCAUGCCGGUACGAAGAAAACAACGCACCACCAGUUAUGUGGAGGAUGAGCUGACCGAUGAUGAAGACUCCGAUCAGGAUGACCGACGCUCGAUUGUGUCCAAUCGUUCGGGCAUGAACAAUACGUUACGUGCAAGACAACGACGUAUGUCGAGCGCCUCACAGCUACUGGAUGAUGAGAGUGAAAUGAAUACACGACAGACGCGCACGAAAACGCGUGAUGCGCGUGAUCGACGUGGUUCCAUUGCCAAAUCGGUGCAAAGUGAUUGGCUGCCAAUCCGACGGCCCACAGUGAAUCAGAGCAACAGUGGUAAUAGACAAAAUGAACCCGGUUUUAUAAAUCCACCCAGAACCAAUCGCAUUUAUUCAGACUUGGAUUCUGAGUCGUCUGGCACACGUGCACUGGUGCAAGCCAAAAUACAAGAGAAACUGGACAAGUCCACGAAGCGUAGCAGUUCGAAAGAAAAAGCCGCGGAGGCUGCGCGUCACAAGCCUGUCAAAGUUUCCACAGAAGUACAAGCAGGCGGUAGUCGACCCAUAAUCAAGGCGACUACUGGCACAGAAACGAAAACCGUAGCAAAGCAAGCACACACCAAAGAGAUAUUAGCUGAAGAAAAUAAAAAAGAAAAUGCACAAACUGAUGACGAGGUAGAGGAUGUAGAGGAAGAGGAAGAAGAAGCUGAGGAGAGUGGUAGCGAAGAAACUGAAAGCGAAGAAGAAGAGGAAGUAGCAACUGGGCAAAAUACACAACUAGUGGAGGAGAGUACAACACAAGUGCCCGUCACCGAUGAACCCAAUGAGGACGACCUUGGACCACCACCUUCAACACCCGAUCACGAAUGGGAGUGUGAGUUCUGUACAUACGUUAACGAACCGAAUGUAAAGAUCUGUUUGAUAUGUUGCAAAACACCCAGUGGAAACGCACGUAAGACGUCAACUACUACCGCACCGAAUCAAGCACCUACAAACGAAACGCAAACUGUCAAUGCACACGUCAGAGCAUCCAUUAGUCCCGAAAAACCGGUCGUGCACAAAGAAGAAAAACGACAUAGCAGCACGGAACGAACGAAAGACAAACCGAAAGACAAAGUUAAAGAGAAACCAAAAGACAAAACUAAUAGUACAAGCACAAGCACAAGCACCGGCAUCGGCCCCACCAGCACAAUGAAACGAAAGACGGGCGUUACACAGAGUAUCAUUACAAAUCUUACGAAUGGAAUGUCCAAACUUAAGAUCACUUCGUCCGAUGCGCAAUCGGACACCUCAACACUGACAAAGAAGAAAGAAACGGUUGAGGAUGUUUGGGCUGCCUUAGAUGAUAAUAUACAGACGACAGCUAACGAAGUAAUGCGUAAGGCUGAAAAGUCCAAACAGCGCACAAAAGUCUCAACUAGUUGUGGUACUUCACCCAUACGUGAAGUAUCUAAGGUCAAAGACGCCCAGCAGAUACAACGGAAAGUGAAAGAGACGGGCACAUCACCGCCACCGCAGAGUGCUGCCACUCAAACCUACGAUACGGUACCACUGAUACAGCCUGAAACAAGAGUCGCAGAAACACUGACAUCCGGUGGAAGUAGUCUCUUCUAUAACGAAAAUUCACAGCUUCAUCGUGAUGUACCCUCGCCGCUAAGCGUAUACUCACCAGAUUUGCCACAUUAUGAGCCAAGACACAAGGAACCCGAAACUGAACUCUACAUCUUACUAAAGGAAGCCGAACUGUAUAAGUUCACACCCGAAGAACUACAUGCUGCGCUGAAAUACUGCGGUCCUUCGGUACACCCGAUACAGUGGCUACGCGAAAACUGGCAUAAACUUAUACAAACUGUACAGAGUUUGUCGACGAAGUAUGGUCAGGAGCGUGUGGAAAACAUCAUAGGCACAGUGUCGCAGACUGAAGCACGAGACGCCUUGCGACAACACGGCGGCAAUAUAUGGCAAGCUGUAUCGGAGUGCAUUGAGCAGCGUCAGAGAAAGUAUCGCGAAAUCUCAAGUAAAGGCAAUUACUCACGCGAAGAUAUCGUAACUGCGCUCACAAUACAUCAAGGCAACGCUGAUUUGGCGCUAUUGGACUUGGGGCGUACGCAACUGAAACCAUUUUUAAUGCGUAUACGCGGCUCGCCGGCAGGUGUGGAGAAUGAGAGUGGCGCGAAUAUUUUUGCAACAAACUCCGGCACUGAGCACACUAUACAACCAGAAAUUCAUGAUUUCCUCAGUGCGAAUGCUUUGGAAUGUUUUCAAACACCAAAUGUAACUGGUGCAACCGCUUUCAUAUCCGAUCAUGCAUCGCUACUACACGAGCCAUCAACUAACGAAUAUCUCACAACUACCAUGCACGAUGACAACUACCGUCAUAGCCCUUAUAGUAGAGAGACAUCAUUAAGUACAUUUCAUCUAGAUGAUUCCACAUUUAAUAACCGCAAUAUGUUAAAAGAUCUUGAGACCCUUAUUGGUAAUAUCGAACAAAAUCAAGCGAAACAAAAUGAGCCUAUGCUCAAGACCAUGGAAGCGAUGUUGGGCGACAGCUUAGGCAAGCGUGAGUUGGACACUGAAAAUGAUCCUGAAAUGAUGAGAAUUCUAAUGAAGAGUCCAAUAAUGACAUUGAAUACUAAGCAGCGCACGCUAUCCGACGUGAAUAGUAGAAGUCAAAGUCAACUCGAUGUGAAGAAUUUCGUUUGGCAACACAUACAGGAAAUCGUGCCAAACUUAGUGCAACAAGUGGAGAUGGAGUUGAUGGAAGAUGAAGCUAUUGAGUCUACAGUAGAAAGAGAAACGGUGGUGGAGCAAAAAGUACAGCCACCCGAACCGCCACCCAUCAAUGCUGAAGAGUUUCUGUUGGAAGAAGUUAUUGGGCCCAAUAUUAAAGAGGCUUCCAUAAGAGAACUGGUGCCACCCGAAUUCAUUUACGCAGCUGAAAUCGCCACUUUCCGCAUGGAGUUCGAUCGUGGGCUGGAUAGAGAACAUGAAGAUGAAUUUGAGUUUGAUUCAUUGGAAGAAGCGGAAAGGAGUGUGUAUAAGCUUUAUUUGGCGCCCGAAGAAGACAAAGCAGCAAAUGAUACUGAGUCACCAACACUUCAGUUGCAGCUACAAAGUGGAAUAGAACUGAGUACAGACGAAAUUCAAAGCGAAACUCAGGAGACGUUCAAAGAGAAUGAUGUAGCAACUGAGCUAAAAACUAUACAGGUUAGCGUUGAAGUCAAGAGUGAGUAUAGUAAAACCCAACUCAAUCCAGAAAAAACAGCUGGUACUGAAGAAAAUGCUGAGUUGCAGCAAACACCAUUAUCUGUGCUUGAUGCAGCUACCCAGGAAGAGAUUCCCGGAGCUGCUGAAAUAGCAACGGGGAACCAAGUACUUGAACCAAUGCCCAGUGCAUCUCCUCAAAAUACUGAAACCAUAUCACAGCCCAGUGAAGACCCACAACUGUCCGGAACGUCACUUCAGAGCCCUACACUUCAGCCAACAGAAACAGACGGUGCUUUUAGUAAUACAAAGUUGCGAAGAAGUGAAAGAGGUCAACGUCGCCAGAGAAGAGGUCAGGUUCAGAAGAACUCAAACGACUCCGAGGAUCAUGCAGCAAGCAAUAUAAGAAGAAAUGAUGCUAACGAACGCAAUCAGGGCAGGAAAGUACACGAAAUGUCGCGAAAAGAUAUAAGCUUGCAGUCUCAAGUGAACGUCUUAACCGAAGGUCUGACUAAUGAACCGACAGCUCAAACGGAGCCACUUCCCGAAGGUAACAAUAAACCGAAUGAACCAAAUGCUAGCAUGAAAGAUCGGCAACCAAAAGUUUCCAGAAUUCCCGUACGCCGAAGCGCAAGUCGUCUAUCCGGUGAGCACAGAUUAAUAAAACCCAGUCAACUAACUGUGAUACAAGCUAGUAACCAACUAAUAACUGAUAAUGAAGUUCAAGCAACUAACAUUGAUCGAAGCAACUUAGAAGAAGAAAAUUUCCCACAAAAUCAAAUAGCUGGAGAGGUAAAGGAAUCGCAAAUAAUAGCUAACGAAGGCGUAAUCAAUGAGACUGUGCUGCGUACUGACGAUCAAAGUGAAUUUGUGUUUACUGGUUUACUUUAUUCGGCCGAAAAUAUAAACGAACCCUUAAAUCAAGUCAUUGAAAUACAAGCGACGGAAGAUUUGAAUGAAAAAGAGACUCAGAGCGAAGCUAACACCGAAGAGAUUACUGAAAUCAUGCAGAGCCCAGCAACAGAAAUCGGAAUUUUGGUACAAACACAACAACCGGAUGAAGAUUUGUAUUUGGCUGCAGCCAAUGAUGGAACAUCUUCGAUAACUCACACAUCUGAGCGUCUCAUUGUUGAAGAAAAUGUCUCAGAAACGAGCAGAAAAGGGCUUUUGCCACAAACUGAAACCACAUCAGAAGUGGAGGAAGUUGUCUCAACAGCUCAAGUGAAACCCGGUACUGAAGGACCAAAUACGCAAAUCAGUGAAAAUAAAGCCUUUCCAACUAAACCUCAAACUAUAGUUGAGUUGGAGAUUAAAUCUGAAGAGCUCCACAAUCAGAUCGAAGGAGCGCCCGCUCUACAAGUAUUGCCGAAUAAUAUUGGUACAAAUGAUGAGAUCAGAGAUGAAAACCUUCAAGAAUUGGCUGAGAGCACAGGUGUUACACAAGCCACUGUGGAGGUAAUUGCUAAAGAAAGCAUGCCACAAACUGCAGGAGAAAUGUCUCCCAGUAUUGCAAAUGAAAUUACCUUACCAUCUGAGGUUAGUAUAAAAGAAAGUGCUGCAGAGGUUGUGGAAGAAACGUCUUCACAAGCAGCUGUUGAGCGCACAGCACAAGACACUGUGAAAGAAAUUAUUGCACUCGACUCACAGAUAACUGCAGAUACCACACUUCAUGAAACCAUUGUAGAACUAACCCAACAAAUUUUGGUAGAAUCCACUGCGCCCGUUGAAUCUGUAGAGACAACUCAUAUUAUAGCGCCGACCAACGAAAUAAAGGAAGAACUAAACUCAGAGGUAAAUGCCGUGGCAGCAGCACCUGAAAUUAACGAUAAAUCCACCAUAUCUGAAGAAACUACACAAGUUAAAGAUCAUACAGAUAAAGUAAUACACGAAACCGACGAAAUAAUUUCGAGGGACACGACAGCUGAAGAAGCAGUUGUAAAGCAAGCACACGAAACUGAUUCACCAACAAACGAAGUCUUUCAAGAUGCAGCAGAUCUUUCAGGAGAUGAAGCAAAUGAUAACGAAGACAGACCAGCUUCCGGACUUAGCAGUCAUGAUGCAAACGAGACUUCUGAAGCUGAACUAUAUAGUGUGGAAAGUGAAUUUUCAAGCCACGAACAAGAGCGCUCCAUCACUUCGGAAACUGGCGCUUUACUCGCAGCAGAUAACGAGCCCCAGCAGUCCAUACAGCAGUCGACCAGCGACACUGCAAUAGACGCAACUCUGAGUAAAAAAUCAAAGCAACCAGCGGCUUUAGAAUUUGUGCUCUCACCUGAUGCCUCAAAACAGAAUCUUUCCGAACUCGUCGAGGAUACGCAACGCUUGAUUAAGCAAAUGAAAGACGAAAUUAAUAUAGAGGAUUUUGAAUCGUCUGAAGAAGAAUACUCUGAUGAGUACACAGAUGAAGAUGAAUAUGAUGAUGACGAUGAAUAUGAUGACGAUUGGGAGGGCUCACUUGAAGAGGAAGACGAGGGCACGGAAUAUGAUGAAGACGACUUAACUGAAAAUGAUCUUAAUGAAGAGGAUUAUUUUGAUGAAGAAGAUGAGGCAGGGUUAAGUGAUGUAGUUGAAGAUGGUGAAGUCAUAGAGGAUGAAAAAAUAGAAGAAAUUGUUGAUGAGGUAUCUGCUACAAGCGGCGCAUCCACUGAGCUAAACACGUCUCAUCAAAGUGAGAGCAUUAGUGCUACAGGUCUUGAUAUACAAAAUACAAUCAUUCCCCGAACAUCAUCUAAUACCGAAAUUAUCAUAACCGUCGAUCCCCCUCAUUCAAACGCUUCUGACACACUACAUGAAGUUGCCGAAAAUGCUUUAUUGACUCAGCUUGAUAAUGAAGUUGUGCCUGAUUCUAAUACUAAUGCAAAUAAAACCAUUACUUAUGCAAACCUAAUAGAACCUUCAACUGCUGAAUAUGAGUCAGAACAACAAACGCCCGAACUGCCGGCGAAGACAGUGCUGUCAGCUGUAAAGAGCACGUCAGACGCGGCGGAGAGCUCGGCGGCGAACUCGGCAAACAAUAGCGAAGCAGCUGCAGUAAUGAAAGACAGUCAAGUAGCUGAAGAGGAAGCAAGCGAUGAAGGUGAACCUGCGAAAAUCUCAGAAACCGAAGGAAAACACCAAGUCGACCAUAAAAAGUCUUCAUCACAGAUUGUUGUUACCAAGAGAGUACAGGAAAGUGUCCCAACAAAGCGAGUAGCGCCAAGUACCAGCAAAGCGGCUGCAACAAAAACUAUUGUUAGUUCCAAAACUGGUGCCGUCAGCAAAAUACCACAACAAAUCAAAAACGAUGCCAACGAAGCGUCCACCUCGAAAGCUGCACGAAGUACACUCAACAGCGGACGAAAUGAAAAACCAAUCUCACAAAAGUACGUCGCCGCCACAAUUGUAUGGCAGACUGAUAAGCUGAAACCGAAGGAAAGUAAAAUACCAAAACAAACAGCGAAAAAAGUGCCACUCCGCUCAAAAUCCUUCUCCGGGCCACCAGGCCCUAUUGGCAUCUCCUCGGUUAAGACGAUACAACAAGAGUUUAUCAACCGUCAAAAACAGUUAACAACACGCUAUGAACCACCCAAAAAUCCACCCAGUAUAGUACGUAAGAAGUCCAUAACCGAUGCUAUUACUAAAUUUAUGCCCAGCACUUCGGCGGGUGCCAGUAGCUCGACAGCUACAGCGGUAACCAGCAUUUUCCGCACUCAUCCGCGUAUACCUAAGAAGAAAUAUCACGAGACAUGCUUUUCAGAUGAUGACUUUGAGACCACAGAGAGUGAAGAGGAGCCCGAACCUCUAGAGAUACGUCAACGGAAGCAAAGUGUGCCCGUAUUUCGUGCUUAUCCCAGCGUGCAAGAGCCAGAAGUUGUGUCACCAGAGGUGCUCGUGCAGAAGUUCAUGGACGAAAAACUGGUCGCAAAUAUCGGCGAAGCACUAAUCGCCGCCACACUAGUCAAUAUGAAAUUCCAACAAGAUGUCUCACUGUGGGCGGCUAAAGAAUGUAGUGAUCUGGAUCAAGCCAUUUCUAUGCUACAACAAGAGUGUGAACUCUGCAUGGGCACAUACCCCAUGAAUCAGAUUGUCUCAAUGCUCAAGUGCACACAUAAGUGUUGCAAGCAAUGUGCCAAAACGUAUUUCACAGUGCAGAUCACCGAUCGCAGCAUUAACGACUGCACUUGCCCGUUCUGUAAACUGCCCGAGCUCCACGGGCAUAACGAGCAUCAUGAUGAAAAUUUGGAAUAUUUCUCGAAUUUAGACAUCUUCCUAAAGAGUAUUUUGGAUGCCGAAGUGCACGAGCUAUUCCAGCGAAAACUCAGAGAUCGCACGCUCUUGCAGGAUCCCAAUUUCAAAUGGUGCAUACAGUGCUCGUCGGGUUUCUUUGCAAGACCCAAACAAAAGCGACUCAUUUGCCCCGAUUGUGGUUCUGUGACGUGCGCGCAGUGCAGAAAGACGUGGGAGAAACAGCACGAGGGCAUUUCUUGCGAACAAUUCAAGGAGUGGAAAGAAGCAAAUGAUCCCGAAGUGCAGGCACAAGGUGUGCAAGAACAUUUGGCGCAAAAUGGCAUAGAUUGUCCCAAGUGCAAGUUCAGAUAUUCGCUAGCCAGAGGCGGCUGCAUGCAUUUCACCUGCACUCAAUGCAAGUAUGAAUUUUGCUACGGUUGUGGCAAACCAUUUAUGAUGGGUGCCAAAUGCACGAUCUCUUCGUAUUGUGCUAAAUUGGGCUUGCAUGCACACCAUCCACGAAAUUGUCUUUUCUAUUUACGUGAUAAGUUGCCCAUACAAUUGCAAAUGUUAUUGAAACAAAACAAUAUCCCGUACGAUGAGGAUCCCAUUGAAUUACCAAACACGAAUGAGGAAAUCGCCUCUACUUCGAAGCCGAAAGUGGCACGUUGUCCCAUUCCCUUGCAAAAGGAAACACCGACUGGUCUAGUAGAUGCAGUAUGCAACAGUGAGGUGCCUGACAGACACGCCGGUUUGUGUCGCACACACUAUGUUGAGUAUUUAACUGCUAAAGUGGCUAAGGCACGCAUUGAUCCACUGCCCAUAUUCGAUUUAACCGAUUGUGUACAAGAGUUACGACGGAGAGAUAUACGAUUGCCAGAAAGAGGUCCAUGGGAUACGGAUGAAAUUUAUAAAGGAAUGUGUUCUGAGGUGAUUAAGAAAAAUAUUCCAUUGGAAACAACAUGAGCAUCGGUGCCAUAAGCUACCUGAGCCAAAGCAUGAUCACCCAUAUGCCUAACAUAUGAACGAUAUAAAUACAUAGAUGUCAUACAUGUACAUGUGUAUGUACAUUCAUACAAACCAGCGAACGAUGAUGGGCUGCAAAUGUUUGAGAAAGACCAAAAAAUAGAUACAAACAAAUAAAGAAUAUGUUAAUAAAUAAUUUUCCAAUAAUAUUUAUUUCUUUUUUAUAUUUUUUUUCUAUCCACUUGUCUUAUGCGCCGUAAAUAUUUAUGUUUUUGAUCAUCGCAGUCCACUGUAAAUUUUUUUUUUUAUUCAACAGUACGAGUAUACUACGAAAUGUACUCCUUAUUUCUAUAAGUAAAAUGUUCAAUUUACUAUAUGUAUUUUCUAAACACGUAACUAGUGAAUAAAGUAUAUACAAAAAAAUG
Ceratitis capitata (Mediterranean fruit fly) is the source of this 11109-nucleotide messenger RNA. RefSeq lists its product as uncharacterized. NCBI's taxonomy places the organism in Eukaryota, Metazoa, Arthropoda, Insecta, Diptera, Tephritidae. Gene Ontology annotation, biological process: protein linear polyubiquitination. Gene Ontology annotation, molecular function: linear polyubiquitin binding; K48-linked polyubiquitin modification-dependent protein binding; ubiquitin protein ligase activity. The record is from RefSeq and is a predicted model, not a curated record. The coding region runs from base 770 to 10684 and encodes 3304 amino acids. The transcript is spliced from 21 exons. Gene Ontology annotation, cellular component: LUBAC complex.